Elgaria multicarinata webbii is the source of this 2752-nucleotide messenger RNA. RefSeq names its product nucleolar protein with MIF4G domain 1 (gene NOM1). Gene Ontology annotation, cellular component: nucleolus. The transcript is spliced from 11 exons. Gene Ontology annotation, biological process: ribosomal small subunit biogenesis. Lineage: Eukaryota; Metazoa; Chordata; Lepidosauria; Squamata; Anguidae. The record is from RefSeq and is a predicted model, not a curated record. Gene Ontology annotation, molecular function: RNA binding; protein binding. Bases 65 to 2668 code for a protein of 867 amino acids.
GCCUCUCCAAGAUGGCGGCGCCCAUGAGGACAAGGGCUUGAGGUUCGUGCAGUAGGCAAUUGCUAUGAAGCGGGCGGCGUCCUCCGCCUCAGCGCCUGGGAAUGGCCGGGUCCAGAGUAGGAAACGAGGGCGGCGUCAACAGCAGCAAGCAGGGAACUUACAGAAACUCGGGUUGGCAGUACGGGAGUUUGUGGAGGGAGCGGCGGGACCCGAAGACCGUGGCGGCUCCUUGGCUCCUUCUGGGGUCCCGCGGCAGCCUCAGCCGGCGUUGAGCAGCCGGAGGAACCGCCGGGAGCUGAGGCGAGAGAAGCGCAAGUUGAAGCGGGGUCGGCGGCGACGGCUUCUGAACGGCAAGGAGGCGGCGACGGCGGCAGUGGAGGUGAAAACUCCUGGACCCGCCCGCCCGUCUUUGGCAGCCGCCGCUGGAAAGAAGAAGAAGCCGCCGCCAGUACUACUAUCGCAGGCCCCUGAGCAAGGGAAGCGUCUCCCCACCGCCGAAGUUCGGAGAGAGCGACCUGGAGGCCCGGCGCCCUCAGCUGCAGCCCUGGCGCGCAAAAAAGCCCUGCUGGCGGCCAACGAGGCGGAGGAGCGGGAGAUCCGGCGGCUGGAAAGGCAGCUGGGGUUCAACAAGCGUCGAAAGAAGAAGCAGCAAGGAACGGGGGAGGCCGCGGCCCUGCCUCAAAGCUUUGCCAAGGACGGGCUGGGAUACGUGUUGGGAGCUUUGGAGUCAGGGGUUUCCUUCGCCGGCCUGUACGAGAGCAGCGAGGAAGAGGAGGGAAGAGGAGGAAGGGGGUCGGAGGAGGAAGAAGAACAGGGAUCAGGCCUGACAGAUGAGGGAGAGGAGAUGAAUGUAGAGAAAGAGGAAGAAGAGGACUUGUCUACAGGAGAAGAGAUGGAUAUGGAGGAAGAGGAGGAAGAGGAUUUGGCUAUGGGAGAAGAGGCAAGAAGCUCAGAAGACUCCAGUGUGGAAGGAGAAGGUGAAAAUGAAGAGGGAGAAGACACAUCCCAUGGCAUCAGAAGCACAGAGGCUGGUGCAAAAGAACCCGCACCUCCCAGAGACAAGGAAGAGAAUCAUUACCAAGGUGCUACAAAGUAUGUUCCCCCUCAGAUGCGAAAGUCUGAAGAGACUCUAGAUGCCAAAAAAAGGGAAGAAUUAGAAAGAUUGAAGAAAACAGUGAAAGGUCUAAUUAACAGGUUGAGUGAACCAAACUUAGCCUCUAUAAGUGGGCAGCUGGAGGAGCUGUACAUGACAAACAGCAGGAAAGAUAUGAAUGAAACAUUAACGAAUAUUCUUAUCAGUGCUUGCGUUACAGCAUCAGCAAUGCCUUCCAGACUGGUGAUGGAGCACGUCCUUCUGGUUAGCGUCCUUCAUCGGACAGUGGGAAUUGAGGUUGGUGCUCACUUUUUGGAAACUGUGGUGAGGAAAUUUGAUGAAGUCUACAAAAGCGAAGCUGAAGGGAAAGAAUGUGAGAACCUGCUUACCUUAAUUGCUCAUUUGUAUAACUUUUAUGUAGUGCAUUCAUUGCUGAUCUUUGACAUCUUGAAGAAGCUUGUUAGCACUUUUUCUGAAAAGGAUAUUGAACUCAUUCUGAUGCUGCUGAAAAAUGUGGGCUUUUCCUUGAGGAAAGAUGAUGCUCUGGCGCUGAAGGAACUUAUCACUGAGGCCCAGAAAAAAGCGAAUGCCGUAGGGAAGCAAUUCCAGGACCAGUCAAGGGUUUGCUUCAUGUUGGAAACUAUGCUGGCACUAAAAAAUAAUGACAUGAGGAAAAUCCCUGGUUAUGAUCCUGAGCCUGUUGAGAAAUUACGAAAGCUGCUGAGGACACUGAUUCACAGCAGCAGUUCUGGAAAAGAAGUUCAGCUUCGUGUGUCAUUGGAAUCUCUCCUCAGUGCUGAUCAGGUCGGCCGUUGGUGGAUUGUUGGAUCAUCUUGGAGUGGAGCUCCAAUGAUUGACAGCACGAGCAACAAGAUUCAAGAAAUACUACCUGUAGGAAAGGUGAGUUCAAAGAUUCUGGAGCUUGCUCGUAAGCAGAGAAUGAACACAGACAUCAGGAGGAAUAUAUUUUGCAUCUUGAUGACUAGUGAAGAUUUUUUGGAUGCCUUCGAAAAACUUUUAAAGCUUAGGCUUAAAGAUCAGCAGGAGAGAGAGAUUGUCCAUGUCCUCAUAGAUUGUUGCCUGCAAGAGAAGACUUAUAACCCCUUCUACGCACAUUUGUCUGCCAAGUUCUGUGAAUAUGAAAGGCGAUUCCAGAUGACAUUCCAGUUCAGUAUGUGGGACAAAAUCAGAGAUCUGGGAAAUCUAUCCUCUACUGCAUUCUCUAAUGUAGUUAAUCUCUUGGCUCAUCUGUUAAAGACUAAAUCGCUCUCUCUUACUGUUUUCAAGGUAAUUGAAUUCAGUGAAUUAGACAAGCCAAAAGUCCACUUCUUACGACAAGUGUUAUCUGCACUGCUUCUAAAAACAGACUCAGAAGAACUCAACCACAUCUUUGGAAAAUUGGCUGACAACCCCAAGCUGGGAAUGCUACAUGAAGGCUUGAAGCUUUUCCUCACCCACUUCAUGCUGAAGAAUAUUCAAUCUCACAAAAGUGUUGAAGAAGCCAGUUUGCUAAAAGAGAGAGUUGAACAAAUAACUAGGACUUUGAAAGCAAAAGAAUCAAGAUUAAAGCUAUAGAGUCAAGUUAUCAGACCUACUUGCGUGGAAAACGCAGACAGUUCAAAGCACCAGUGUUGAAUUUGGUGGUCCUUAAUAAACUGG